Messenger RNA from Medioppia subpectinata, 3996 nucleotides. Lineage: Eukaryota; Metazoa; Arthropoda; Arachnida; Sarcoptiformes; Oppiidae. The record is from the annotation of a GenBank genome assembly.
AUGAUUAAGAUCAAGGCGUUGAACGAGUCGGCGGACUCGUCCGACGAAGACGUGACACAGACUCUAUUGCUGUCAGAGUUGCGCUUCUGUCGCUUUGUCUUCACGUGUUCCGAAGCGUUUUACCAGAAGUUGCGGUUCUCGACGCUCAAGAACUUGGGCUUAAUUACCAACGAUUUGAACUACUAUUUGGACGCUCUUGAGUUGGACGCCACGGAUGUGUCGCUGUGGCUGAAGACGGGCCGAUUGGCUGCACGCUGUCUCGACCACCGAUUGGCCAGAGAGUGCUUCGAAGCCGCGCACUCUUUGAGUCCAUUCAAUUGGAUAGCAAUCGAUCGACUCAUUGACACCACAUUCGUAUUGCACGAUAUCUACCAUUGUUUUCAGUUGUGCUGUUCCGCCAUCGAUAGGGAUCAGACGUACGCCAAAGCGUUGGUUCUGUUUAACGAAUGUCUUGGUCUUCAGCCACCGCUCAGCAAAGAUAUGGAUGAAAAGUAUAGACAAUUUGUGGGCGAAUACGAGACCGAAGAUUACGACCGAAUUAUGGCUGAAAUGAGACAAUUGAAGGCCAAACGGAAGCAACACUUCGACGAUGAGAGACAACGACAGGAUUCGAAGCGAUCAAAACUAUCACUUAUUUUGGACGCAAACCUAAAGAAUCUUACGUUUGUAUCAAUUGGUCUGAAGUUGAAGAAUAUUUACGAGAAGAUUAAAAAGAAUAAUCUGUUCCCUUCGACACCCAUUGAGAUGAGCUUUGACUCGAGUUCCACCUCUUCGCAGACCGACAGCGGCGGUAAUGAGAGCGGCAGCGCCAACACCAGCGCCGAUGAAAGCACUUCCACCGUUGCGGCCAAUCCUGAACAACAACAGAAGGAUAAAGACCUCAAAGACAAAGAGACUUCCAGUGCUGGUGAGGCAGAGGUUACCAACGAAUCCAAUGCUAACAAUAAUAAUAGCAAAAAACUGAAGCGAUCUCAGAGUCUUCGGAACAAACUAAAUGACGGCCUUAGCGACUUCUGUAGGUUUGGUCUCCUCGCGCCCAUUACUCCCGAGGCCAUCGCCGAGCAAAUGAAUGCCUACCGGUGUAUCAAUUUGUGUGAAAAGACUGAAUCGGAUCUAAUAAAUGCAUUCUUAGAGCGAAUCAAAGCGAUUAAAUCGCAUCAGAAUGUCAUCAAAAUUGAUGACUUGAUAAACGCUUAUUUGUGUGAAUUGGGUUCCGCCAAGAAUCUAAUAAUUCCGGCCAUUUUUCAUGACCUCUACGCUAUUCACCGGUUGACCAAUGAGUUGCCGUGCGGUCCGCUCACUGUCAUCGGCCGCGACAUAGAGUUAGACCAGAUAUGGAUGUGUUUAACAGCCAAUGAACUCAAAUUCAAUCGAAACGAGACAUUGUUUUUGACACAAAUGUUGGUUCCGUUGGAACUAAUGCUAACUAAAGACCAGUUUAACGAGUUUUCUGUGAGAUUAGCAAUGCUUAGGGGAACCAAAGAGACUGACAACGACUUCUUGAAUCACGCCAUCGAUAUUCUCUGCGAUAAUGAGAUUGAAGUGAUGGCCGCCAACAAAGUGGUGAUCAAAUACGCGGGCAUUAAAUCAAUCAUUGAAUCGCAAUCGCGUGAGAAUAUGUCCCAAAUGAUGGCCGAACACAACUUCGACCAAUUGAUCAAAAUAUUGAUGUCUAAACCCGAGUCGGAGUUGACGUCCGAUGAGAUAGUGUUGUUAAACGACGCGAUCGUGAGCUCCGAGUUAUGGCAGAAAGGAAUAGACAUUUUCUGCACCAGAAAUGAGUUAAACAGCGAGUGUUUGAAUACAAUCAUUAAGUGUGUGGAGACCGGGAAAAGGGGUCGACUUAAACAUCCGUUAGCCGUAAAACUGGUCAAAUUGGCCGCAGAGGGACACUCAGUGUUGCCGUGGAUUUGUUUAUACUGGGGUUUGAUAGCCGAGGGCUAUGUGGCCACCGAUGCCAAGAGUCAGAUCAUUAAAUUCUUGAGGUUAGGCCACCAGUAUCUGGGAAAACGAGGCACCUGUACGUCACAUAGCGGACAGUUCCUGUUGUUAGCGUUGACUCAUUUCAUUGAUGUGGACGUUGAGGACGAGAUCUUCCGGUGCUUCACGUGUUUAUACAAUUUCCCGGUCCGACGGGCUGUGAACCCGACCUCUGCCUCGUCGUCCAACGUUCACAGAUCGCCACACAUUUCACUCAAAUGGGAAUAUUGUGAACAAUUGUAUCAUUACUUCGCGCCCGAAGAACUUCCAGAGUAUGACAGUCUCGUCCGACAGACGGGUAUCACUCAAGACAUCGAGGGUUUAUUGCUUCGGAUAUUAGAGUUAGUGCCGCAACACUUGCAGCCCAACAACAGAACCGAUACAAUCACUAAAUACAUUGAUAGCGGAGACACAAUUCCCGACGACUAUAGCAAAGAGACGACACAUAUAACAGAAACCAUUUACUAUUUAUUGGCUGAUUAUUACUUCAAGAAUAAGGAGUUUAACAAAGCGCGUGAGUUUUAUAUCUUGGAUUUGACUCUAAACGUGAAUCGGUUUGACUCGUGGGCGGCGUCGGCGCUCACGCGUACCUUUGAAGUGGACCAACAGUUAAUAUCCGGUGAAAACAUUGAACUAUCGUUAUUUGAGUUAACAAUGACUGGUCAGCGGUGUUUCCAACGGGCGUUGUUGUUGGAGCCGACGGCCAGCAAACUAUGGAUAGAGUUCGGACACUUCGUGUACAACAUAUCGAGCACUGCUCUCCGAAUGCGAAAGAUAUCGCUAUUUAAUCCACAGAUGGAGUUGAAUAUAGAGUGCGAAGAUUCGAUCAAAAUCUCGAGAAAUUGUUUCGAAAUCGCUUUGAACGCCGACACCGGCGAAGAGGAGCUGUGGCUUCCGUACUAUAUGUUGGGAAAAGUGAUGGAAAAGAAUAGCAAGACUUUAGGCGCCAACUAUCUAUUGGCCGCCAUUCGCUACUAUGAAUGGGCGGAACUGUGUCUCUACGUUGACGGCACGUCAUACCCGAAGAAGAUCCAGUACUACAACCCGCCGUCUCUGGCGGUCGAAGCGCUGGAAAUUCAUUACCGAAUCCACGCUUCGGUUCUUAAGUAUUUGACGUUAACUAAGAAAUUCUCGACGCGAGUCCUCAAACGGCUCAAAACACAUCUGAUUCGUGCGCUUCGGUCGCCGUUUAGCAAACAGUCCACUCCGUCGUCGGCAACGUCUGCGGCGCCCGUCGAUCACGAUUACGCCACUGGCAGCAGAUGUGCGACCGGUCUGUCGCGCUCUCUGUCCACCGACUCUGUCGGCGAACUGAUGACCGAUUUGGUGGAUGCGGUCUCUCUUCGUGACGAACGGGUGGACGGCAUUCGGCUUAAGGAUGAAUUAGUUUUGAUGUGUUUGAAAGCAAUGCAUAGAUGUGCCAACAGAUAUCCCGCACACUAUAAGUCCAUCUAUCGGUUGGCGCACUAUUAUCACCACAAGAACAACAAUAUUAUGGCCAAACAGUUACUCAUCGGACAAGUGAUGCAAAGAUCUCAAGAGAGUCAGUCGGGCGCGGGUGACGGCCACGACUUUAACGAUAUGGUUAAACAGAUCCCCGGUUUGUUUGCCGAGAGAAAGACAAACAAUUUAUUUAACGGCAUUUGGCGGAUACCGAUCGACGACAUCGACAGACCGGGCAGUUUCGCCGCCCAUAUGUUUCGGUCGACAUUCCUAUUGGUCAGAGUUUGCACCUUCACUGAUGACUACCAAACGUUGUGUACGAUUGCCAUUCAGUUGAGCCGAACGCCUGAAAUCGGUAAAAAAUUUCUGAGAGACUCUGACCGUCAGAUUCUGGCGAAACUGGCCUUUGAUUCGUGCCAUUUGUUACUCAAAUCACACUUCGAGUUGAGUCCCGCCAGAGAUCGCGUUAUUAUGGAUGUGCAGCGCAUUUACGACCGGUUGACCAAAGCGGGCGUAUUUGUUGCUGAAGCCAAUGCUAUGGUUAAAGAUUUUUUGCCACAAUAUCGGCGGUAA